AUGACCAAUGGUUACGAUGAAGUAGAGACGGGGAUGGAAGCUGAUAGCGAGGAAGAUCUCGAGCUAGAGAACGUCGAGGAAGAUGGACCUCUUCUCUCAUCCGCUGGAAAUUCGAACCCGGAGCCCUUCUCCAGCAGCUUGAGGGGAUGGGCUCAACGUCAAAAACGAUUCAAAGUUGUUGCUGUUGUGAUCAUCAUCAUCACACUGCUCUUUAUUGUCUUAGGCUUAAAGUUCACAUCGUCCAAUGUCGAGCCCGAGCUUGACUCUUUCCAGGAGACCCUCAAAGCCGAGAGUGAGAGGGCUAGGCAGUUGCUGCUGAGGAAUAUCGGACCUAGGAUAGGUGCAGGUGAUGGAUUGGUAGUUGCUAGUCCAAGCAGAGGCGAGAAGAGCUAUCUACCGGACUACUACUACACUUGGACGAGAGAUUCAGCAUUGGUCUAUCGAUCUCUCACGACUUUCGACUCUUCUUCGAACUCAGAGAAUAUAUCGAGCCAUGAUGAACUACUACUCCGGGCGUAUAUACAAUCGCAAAUACCGAUACAGACUAGGUCGAACCCCUCCGGAGGACUUGAGAAUGGCGGAUUGAACGAACCGAAAUUCCAAAUUGAUGGAUCUCCAUUUUUGGGUGAUUGGGGUAGACCACAAAGGGACGGUCCCGCGCUAAGAGCUCUGACGCUUAUCCCAUAUGCUCACUUCUUACUGAAUCGGGGGUAUCCCGCGGAUCGUACAUACGUCAAAGAGAACUUAUAUAAUCCGGACAAGAUUAGAGGUACUGGAAAUGUCAUUAAAAAUGAUUUGGAGGAGGUUGCUCAUGGAUGGUGGAAAAGGGGAUUUGACCUUUGGGAAGAAGUGAACGGCCAUCACUUCUUCACGCUUAUCGUGUCCUUACGGGCACUUCAAGCUGGAUCAUCCCUCGCCGACCGCCUGAAUGAUCCUGGUGCUCAAGGGUAUUAUUCAAAACAAGCCGAACUUAUCGGACAGAAACUCGAGACUUUCUGGAAUGAUGGGAAAGAAUACUAUCUCUCUAGUAUCUCAUCCUAUAAUUUCGAUGAUAAUAAUGAAGAUGAUGAGAGAAUCACACUGCCAGAGAGGGAUUGGUCAGAUUGCUCAUUACCGCUUUCCCUCAUUCAUGCUGGAGAUCAUAUCAACCUCGAUACCUAUCAUCAUUCCAACUACACCGAAAUCGGCUUUGGGCCGACUGAUCCGAAGGUGAUCUCUACCAUAUAUCGAUAUAUCCAAUCAUUCGAUGGGUUAUAUGAGAUCAAUAAUAAUAAGGGAAGCUGGACACAAGGUUGGGCGUUGGGAAGGUAUAGGGAAGAUGUAUAUGAUGGUGUAGGUAAAAGUAAAGGUAAUCCCUGGCAUAUCUGUACUAAUGCAAUAGCACAAUCCCUCUACUUGAUCGAAAAGCGACAUUACGAACAAGGAUAUUUAGAACCUACUGAGAUCACCGGCAAUUUCUGGACAGAAUUGAUGAAUGAACGUUUCAAUGAAGAUAAAAGGGUUGAGUUUGGUCAGAGGAAGUUUGAUUUGACUAUGAGGAGAUUGAGAGAAGUUGGAGAUAGCUUUCUGAACGUUUCUCGGAACGCUAUGGAACAAGGAAAAAGGAUGAGUGAACAGAUCGGCCGGGACAACGGAAAACCCAUAGGAGCGAGAGACUUGACUUGGUCUUACGCGAGUUACACGAGUGCUGUUAAAGCGAGAGAGGACGCUGUUUUUGUAGGGAACAAUCGGGCCAAACGUGCUUAA
This is a messenger RNA of Kwoniella botswanensis, 1746 nucleotides long. RefSeq lists its product as uncharacterized. The record is from RefSeq and is a predicted model, not a curated record. The transcript has 6 exons. Bases 1 to 1746 code for a protein of 581 amino acids. Gene Ontology annotation, molecular function: glucan 1,4-alpha-glucosidase activity. Gene Ontology annotation, biological process: polysaccharide metabolic process. Lineage: Eukaryota; Fungi; Basidiomycota; Tremellomycetes; Tremellales; Cryptococcaceae. Gene Ontology annotation, cellular component: fungal-type vacuole.